AAAAUUGAAAUACUAGACCGCAGUGUUACCAUUUCUCCUAGUGAUAUCGAAGUGCGAUAGGGCCCGAUAGGUACGGACCAAUAAUCGAUGACAGGACAGGCUCUAAACAAAAGAAAAAAAAUUAAAAUUACGGCAGGAUUGCGAGCGAUAUUCGUUUUAUCCCUUCGCAGCAUCAUUGAGACCCCGGCAAACAAUCUACGGCGUACCGCCAGUCCGGAGUUGCAGUGUUUCCAGCGGAGCCGCAGCAUUGUCUCCUGUCCCACAGCUUUCCCCUCAAAAAAACCAGCCACUCUGCCUUCGCCUUCCCCUCAGCCCCCGUGCACCACCCACGCUGCCACCGCCUCCCAAGGCCUUACCCGCAGACCACGCCCCCCGCCUGCAGCUUGACAGGCUUAAUCAGCAACUAAACAAACGGAAGAGGAAGAGUGACGAAACGCAGCGGCAGCAGUAGCAGCAACUCCUACAGUGAGUAAUCCGGAAGCUGGAGCAGCAAAAGCGUGGAUCCUCAUCCAUCCGUCGGCUAAGCGAUGCAGUAUAGGCCACCAUGGGUUCACAGACCUUGGAGAUUCUGCGCCAGGGCGUGUGGGCCUCGCUGACCGGCGGUUACUUUUACGAUCCGCAUCAGGGUGUCUUCUGCAACGUGGUGCACCUUUACCUGUGGCUCUACCUGCUCUGCUCGCCCUUUGUGGCCUACCUGUACUUUCCGAGCACUUGGUUGACAUGGUGCCUGUACUGCGUGAUAACCAGCUUAACCAUUCUGAUGGUGAAGCUGGCCAAUCUGGCGCUCCACCGGCUCUACGAUCGCGCGCAGACCAUGUCCGAGGUGAACCUCAAGGGGCAGUUCAUCAAGGUCACCAAAGAAACGGAACCGCGCCACGACGACGAGGUCGGCAUAGAGAUGAAGGUCAUCCGACCGGGCGGCUCACGCAUUUCCGUCGAGCAGGCCAUCAAUGAAGCAAGCGAGGAGAACAGCAUCAUGUCCAUUGACAACGUGAACAGCAUUAUUGAUCUCAAGGUCGAUGUGCAUCGCAAGAACAGCUCGGAGUCUAUUGAACUGAUGUUCUACGCGCCAUCCAUGCUCUCCGGCGGCAGCCAGCAGGAUCAACAAUCGCUGGCCGGUUCCGCCAGCGUUAGCAAGUCUAUUCGUAGCACGGGACCGGCCGGAAACUCGUCCACCAGCGCCGCUGCUCAGGCAGACUUGUUCAACAAGUACCUUACCGUCUAUCCAGAGGUUGUCGAGGCGGUUGGAAGCAGUGCGGGUAGCGCAGAUGGAGGUAGCAGUGGUGGCGACAGUAGAUCAGGCGGAGCAGUGAGUACACUGGGACCUGCAGGAGCGGGAACAGCACCAGCCCAGCACGUACGCACUGGACAUCUGUCGCGCAAGUGUUCUGAGGUAUUUAGCCGCCGCCAUCGACGACGUCUGGAACGGCAGAGCAGCUUGGACACAGCGGCAGCCGCUGCAAGCUCCAGCGGGGAGAACAAGUUGAUGCGCAAUCAGUCGGAUACGAUAGCCACAGCGGCACCCUCGUUCCUACACUCUCAGCCAACGAACAAGGCGCGCGGUCAGACCAAUCCGCGUCAGCACUUUAUAACCAGCACCCCAUCGACAGGAAUAGGCGGAGGAGAUGCUUCCUCUUCAUCCACUGCCGUCGUGGUCAUUGCCCCGGCCCCGAACUCUUCGGUGAAUCCAGGACGUUCAUCACGUCUGCAGCGGCACAGAAGCUCGGAGACGCAUGACGAGCGGCUGAAGCACCAGAGUCGUGGUGGACUUUUCCAGCCCAUUCUCCAACUUCCGCACCACAGUGCAGCCAGCAGCAUCGGCGCACUGGCAGUGAUCGGUGGAGGAGGCAGUAGUGCCGCAAACGAUGUGGAAGACAUGGAACUGGGCCUGGUCAGGAAUGCGGGCAGCGGCGGAGUGGCGGAUGCCUGUAGCCGGGCACUGCAGUCCUGGAUAUUAGAUCCCUUUCCGGAUGCGUACCUGGAGGACGAUAGCUACACCAAAUCUGAUCUGGGCAUUGAGCAGCCACAUCAGCCAACUUUCCGCACCCAGCAUCGUCAUCAUCACCACCACCACCACCUGCAUCAUCACCUAGGAGGUGCAAUUAUCCGUAAAGAUCCAACCAGCACAAUGUCUGCACUUCAACUGGCCGGAGCCGCCCAGCCAGGAACGGGAGGAUCGGUAACAGGCGGUAGUGGAGCAGCAGGUGGAGGUGGCUCUACUGCUGGUAUGAAGCGACGCAGACAUUCCAACGCUACGAGCUACAAGCACAGCUCGAGCCAGGGCAACAAAUCGUCCCUGGCGGGCGGAGGAGGCUCCAGAGGCCCGUCUGGAGAGGCAGGAACAUCAGGGGGAGCCGGAGGAACUGGUGGAGUGAGGCGCAUUAAAAGCGCAGCCCUGGAGGUUCUAUGCCCGCAGCCCUCUGUUUCUAAUCUCAGUCCGCACCCUAACAGCGUAGAGGCCAUCUCGGGUCAACAACAGAUGCGGAAUCCUCUGCCACCUCCUAGCAAAAGUCUGGUGCGUAACCAGCACCUUAACCUGUAUCCUACGCAAGGCUAUAGCGACGCAACUCCCUCUGCUGGAGGGGGGCCUGGUAACAGCAGCACAUGCAGCAGUCUGUUUUUCGGCAGCUCCAGCGCGUGCGGUUCCACAACAGCAUUGAUUGAACCUCCAGUUUACCCCAUAGUCGAGCACUCAGACGAGAAGACGGGGCACGAAGAACGCGGUGAUGAGUGCUUGGGAAUAGGACAAGGCAACGCUGACGAUGACGACGAGGUUGACGACGUCCCGAUCCGAAGAAGAACGCGGGCUUUAGGCUGCAGCCAAACGCACUACAGUGUUGAAUCGGAUGUGGGUGGUUUCUUGGCAGACGACGUCGGUGCUGACGAAGAUGUGUUUAAAGAUUUCGACGACAACCUGGAGCACAUUCUUAGUGAGCUGCAACAGACGCAUAAUCAGCUGGAUGACGUCCUUAAGACCCACAAUAUCCAUCACCACCCACAUUUGCACCACCAUCAUAAAGGCGCACCAGUGGAGGCCGCAGGGUCGUCGGGAGGAUCCGUGGCAGCAGGGGUAAGUGCCGGAAAUGAUGACGAAGAUGAGGAAACGGAGGAUAAUAACACGGGAUCGAGGUCUCCAUUGCUCAACGAUCGCAAUCGCCAGCAGGCAACACUGCGAGAGAUUCAAGCUGACAAGCAACUCCGCCAGGAGCUAUCACACCAAUCCGGAGUGGUAAUUCCAGCCCCUAUUGCUCCCGUUCCCAUACGCAGCGAGGCGGACUCUGGCUGCCCUUCAAGUGACUGCGAGCAAGUGAGCGCCAGCUCCAAAGACCAACUGCUGGCGGGAAUAGAGUCGGAGUUGCAGCAGCAUCAGCUCCCGCAAAGAUGUCAACUGGACGAGGAGCAACCAUGCACAUCAAAAAUGGCUGCCAAAAGCCUGGGAGCCAUUCCAAAAGUGGUAAAGUACCGAGAAGUGGAUGAGCUGAGGAGAAGACGCAGAGGAGGUUCCCCGGCGGAUGCGGCCGAGGCUGGAAACGAGUUUGCACUAGUCAAACAGACCAAGCUGGCUUCGCAGAAUUCCUCCUCCUCGAAUUCGACGCACAGCAUCAGCUUGACCGACAUUGACAGCCUGACGGCUGACUUUCACAAGAUGCUCUGGCUGAUGCACAGCGAUGCUGUAGACGACCGGGGCCGAUCCAUCACCGGCACCUUGGCGGACCGCACUCCGAUCCCGGCAAGCAGCAGCCUGGUCCCGCCAAACAUGUCCAACGCACACUUCCAGUUCUACCAGGAUGCCAUUCAAGCGCUCCAGGGCACCCAUCCCACCUCCGGUUCCAGUGUGGAACACAUGACCAACAUUGAGCGGGCGUUGGCUCGGGAUAAGUUGCGCCUGGAUGCCAAAUUGAUGUGCGAGCAGCUGGCUGCGGCGGCGGAGGCCAACUCAGGAGUCCGAGGAAACACACUCGCAACUCAGCAAAUGACGCAGCAGCAUGUGGGCAUGCUAAUGCGCGGAAACUCUAGCUCCCGGCAUCCAUCCAGCGCUCCGUUCUCGGUACAGGGAUUGAUCAAUGUGAUCCGAAACGAGCGCCAGGUAGCCCGCAGCCAAUUGGACGCUUUGCAGCAACUUAGCGAUGCGGCAGCAGCAGUGGCGGCAAAUGCAAGUGAGGCUGCCUCCGUUUCAGCCUCCGGCGCAGGAGGAGGAGCAUCGAGUGGCGGGGGAGGAGUUUUAAGCGCCCUAGGACUGGCGAAUCACCCCAGCAACCAGAUCAGCCAAAUUAGUCAGCUCAGCCAGAUGAGCCAACCCAUGCUGAAUGUGGACGGGCAUUUUGCACCCUACUGCGACUACUGGAGACCCGCGUGCCUUCUUUCCGCUGCAGAAAAGCCAGCGGCUCCUAAAAGUUUUUACAAGUACCGGUUCAAGUGGUGCGGCCAAGAGCACGAGUUCAAGAUUGCCAUGGACCGGCUAGAGCUUCUUGCCCUGUUUGACCGCGAUCUCCACUGGAUGCACGUGCUCCUGGCCAGUCUGCUGUGCACCCUGGUAGCCUGCUUGGGAGCGGCGAUCUUGCAGCACGAUCACUACAAGGAUCUAUGUGCCCUGCUCUUCUGUGCAGUGAUCGCGGGAGCUCAGUACUCGCUAGUAAAAAGUGUGCAACCGGACGCAGCCUCGCCAGUGCACGGAUUCAACAAGACAGUGGCCUACUCGCGGGCUAUAUACUUUUGCCUUGCCGGCGGCAUGCUGUUGCUACUAAAGCGCCUCGAUACGGACUACGGGGAACGGACACCGGAUCCGGUGGUAUUCUUUGGCAUGCGCUACUCGCCCGCCGAUGUGGUUGCCCUCCUUCUGCAGGCGCUCUACAUCUUGCUGCUGUGCUUUCCCAUCAUAUUCUCGGUGGGACUGUGUCCCCAGAUAAACACGUUCCUCAUGUACCUGCUCGAGCAGAUCGACAUGCAUGUCUUUGGCGGAAAUGCUGCUAGCAGUCUGCUAGGCUCCUUUUUGUGCGUUGUCCGGUCAGUGCUUGCUGUAAUGCUGCUUUAUGGACCUCUGUACGGUGCAUUGGACGAGCAGCGCGGAACCCAGUACAUUCUUUUCUCCAUCUUCUGCGCCAUGCUGGUGCCCCUGGGUUACCAUCUGUCUCGAUGUGCCAGCGACUUCAGCCAUCUGUGGCGGCUGAUCAAGACAUGCAUUGUGAGCACGUAUCGUGACGAUGAGGAUGAGGAUCUCAGCCAGAUGCAACAUGUAGCAGCCGGAACAGUUGCCGGAUCAGGGGCUGCCAAUAACACUGCCCUUCAAUUGACCACCAGCACUCCGAAGCAGCACAGGCAAACAGAUUUAAAAACGGAGCCUGAGCAGAUCGAGCUGAGCUCGCUAGAAAAGCUAACCGUCAACGAGGAACAUCAAGAAAAAGAGCACGGAGCGGAUGAUCAACUAGAGACAGAUCAAGAUCUGCCUCUGCAACAAAAGCACAGCAAAUCUAAAACUUCGUCCUUGGGCAGCAGUCAGCAAACCCUGGCUAAGACCAUCAGCAGUAGCAAGAGAGCCAUAACAGCAUCCAGUUCGUGUACCUCCAUUGGAACGGGAGAACCACCGGUGGAAGCUGGAGGGGUGGCCGAGGAGGCGGUGGAUGGUGAGGAUCAACGCAGAGACACACUGGCUGGCGAGGUGGGAAGCAAGCACGAAUUAGUAAAUAACUACGACCAAGCCGCCAAAAUUGAUGAGUCGGAGGACAAGAUCUCCAGCUCAUCUGCCACAAACCCAGGGGACAUGUCUACGUUGACCGCGGGAGCGGGCACAGCCACCACUGAUGCCACACCCGCUUGCCUGGAGGCAGAUCCCGACGCUGAAGCUGAAGCGCCUGCUGACGAAAAGCAACACCAGGGGGUUCUGGGAACGGGACCGGGUACUGGAACUGGAACUACUGAAGCCAGUGACAAUAGCAGUGGUGGCGGCGUUAACGGAAAUGCCAACGACAAUGGGACUGGCAACGACCUUCCCGAUCCCCUACCACGAAAGCUGCAGGCUACAGUAACCACUCGGCUGAAGAACGACUUGGUGGUGAUGACCCUGCUGGCGGUCAGUGUACUGGGUUUGCACUCCAGCACCGUGUUCACCGCCCUACAGCCGGAUCUUAACGUGGUUCUCUACUCGUUCAUCGGCGUGCUUGGACUUCUGCUGCACUACAUUGUGCCGCAGAUGAGGAAACACAUGCCCUGGCUUUGUUUUGCUCGUCCGUUGCUCCGGCAGCGUGAGUUUGGCCAGUUUGAGGUGCUCAACGCCCCCAAGAUCAUGUGGUUCGAAAAGCUUUACAUUUACCUCAGUGUCUUGGAGCGGAACGUGCUCUUUCCCCUGCUAGCCAUUUCCUCUCUAACGGCGGACUCGCAGUUGAUUGUGGCUAAGUUUGGAUUGGCCUGGGGCACCCUCAUCGUAGCGAUCUGCGCUCUAAAGUUUGUAAGGAACGCUUACUCGGAUCCGACCAACCAGUACCUGAUCAUAAUUUUUACGGUUUUGCUAUUCCGCAUCGACUUCGCCAUGGCCACAGAGACCUUCAUCAUUGACUAUUUCUUUGUGUCGCUGGCCUUUCGCAAGUGCUGUGACUUCCUGCUUAAGCUGCAAUUUAUUGUGACAUACAUCGCUCCGUGGCAAAUAACUUGGGGAUCCGCCUUCCACGCCUUCGCCCAGCCAUUUAGUGUACCGCACUCGGCAAUGCUCUUCCUGCAGGCGGGCAUCUCCGCAGUGCUCUCCACUCCGUUAAAUCCGUUUUUGGGCAGCGCCAUCUUCCUCACGUCGUAUGUGCGUCCAAUUAAGUUCUGGGAGCGGGACUAUAACACGCGCCGGAUAGACCACUCAAAUACGCGGCUCAGCUCGCAGCUGGAGCGGGAUUUGGGUGCGGACGAUAACAACCUUAACAGCAUCUUCUAUGAGCACUUAACCCGCUCUCUGCAGCACUCUCUGUGCGGCGAUCUCCUGAUGGGUCGCUGGGGAAAUGUCAACCAAGGAGAUUGCUUUGUUCUUGCCUCGGACGACCUCAACUGUUUGGUUCACAUCAUUGAGCUAGGCAAUGGAUUGUGCACAUUUCAGAUGCGCGGCUUGGAGUUCCGCGGCACCUAUUGCCAGCAACGCGAGGUGGAGGCCAUCACCGAGGACGUAGAGGACAAUGACGGAUGCUGCUGCUGCGAUCCAGGCCACCUGCCCCGAUUGCUCAGCGCCAACGCCAUGUUCUCCACCCGCUGGCUGGCCUGGCAGGUGGUCGCAGCCCAGUAUGUCAUCGAGGGCUACUCCAUAUCAGACAAUUUAGCCAGCGCCACGCUUCAAGUGUUUGAGUACCGAAAGGUGCUCAUAACCUACUACAUUAAGAGCAUCAUCUAUUAUGUUGUAAAGAAUCCCAAGCUUGAGCAGUGGCUUGCCUCCGGUCCCAUACAGGAUGCCCUUCAGCAUACGCUAAGUCGACAGUUCGUUGACCUAGAUCCCAUUUUCAAUUUCAAUUUAGACGAAGACUUUGAUUUUCGGGCAGUAGGCAUCACGCGUUCCAGUUUUUGCUACGUGUACCUCAAAUGGAUCAAUUACUGUGUGGAUAAGCGCCGGGAUGCUACCUCUAUGGGAGGCGCCCCACCAGCCCAAGCACCAGCAUCUGCUGGAGGAGCAUCGUCCGCCCCGGCAACGGCUGCUGUUGCUCCGCCACCACCGGUUACUCCCGCCCACAAUGAUUCGAAGAGCACUCCCAAUCUCUCGGCGCACGGUGGACCGGCUGGUCCGGCUUCAGGUCAGUCCAAGUCACAGUCUCAACAGCAGCUGCGCCGUCCACAAAAGAGUGUUGCCCAAGAAACCAGCGGAGGCGGAGGAGGUGCAGUUGUCGGAGGGAGUACUGCCGCUGGCACAGGAGGAGUGACCGGUGGAGGUGGAGAUCCACAGCUGAGCGGCUCGCAUAGCUUUGCUAAUAUAUCGCGGCAAACAUCGGAGAGUGCUCCCGGACUAGGUGGCUACGUAGCGUAUAUGGAUCAAAAUGUUUUCGUGAAGCUCGCAAAGAGUAGCACCACCACAGGAGCAGGAGCCGGAGCUCCAACUAGCCGGAAAGAAAGUCAGGAAAAGCCCGCAAUUCGUCUGAAACUAGCUAGCGUGGGCAAAGAUGCACCACUCGUGUCCCUGUGCCUGGCCCUGGGCCUUUUGGCCAGGCGAUCACUGGCCACGGCCUCGCACAGCUCGAUGACCGGUGUGGAGUUCUUUCUGCACGGUUUACAUGCUCUGUUCAAAGGAGAUUUCCGGAUCACAUCGCCGCGCGACGAAUGGGUCUUUGCGGACAUGGAGCUACUUCAUUCCGUUGUGGCACCGGCGGUUAAGAUGGCCCUUAAGCUGCAGCAGGACCACAUUACCAAUCCCGAUGAGUUCCUGGAUCCUCAUGCCCUGUACGAUGCCAUUGACAACUGUUCUAACGAGUUGGUAAUUUCGCAUGAGGCUGAUCCCGUUUGGCGAAGUGCUGUACUACGAGGAGCACCCAAUCUUCUUGCCUUGAGGCACGUAAUGGAGGAUGGCUCGGAUGAGUACCGCAUUAUCCGGCUGACAAAGAGGUGCCUGAGCUUCAGGGUAAUCAAGCUUAACAGAGAGUGCGUCCGUGGCUUGUGGGCAGGACAGCAGCAGGAGCUGAUCUACCUGAGGAAUAGAAACCCGGAGCGCGGAAGCAUCCAGAAUGCCAAGCAAGCGCUGCGCAACAUCAUCAACUCCAGCUGCGAUCAGCCCAUUGGGUAUCCCAUCUACGUGUCUCCACUCACAACUUCAUAUGCGGAUACAAAUGCGCAACUGUGCGAAGUGAUUGGCGGCGCCAUCACACUGGACACCAUUCGGCAUACAGUGCUGGGAUGGUGGCACCGUAUACGAGAGCGCUGUCGCCAGGGAUGCAGUUCGGGAUCUGCUCUAGAACCGCAUCCGGGAUCGGGACCCGUCCAACUGGGUGCCUGUAACUUUGGCAGCGGUGGCAGCGUCGUUGGAGCCGCAUCCACGGCUACGGGAGUGGGUGCCUCGACAGGAUCUGGUUUGGGAGUAGCCCCUCCCGGCACCGCUGGCAGCACGGGAGGCGAGUCCGGAGACCUAGCUCCCGUUUUCAUUUCUGCUCCUCUCUACAACACCCUUACGGUUAAUAGUUACUACAGCGUGCGUCCGGGAAAUGUUCCCGGAGGACCCAUUCCCGCCAAUCUGGGCGGUAGCUAUGUGAGCGACAGUUUGGCGGUGGUGCGUGGAGGUCUGGCAGUGAUGCCUGUGAAACCCACCUCCACAACACUGAUUGCCGGACUGCUGAACAGAGAACGGGAUCAGGAAACUUCUGGAUCUGGAGUGGUUGGAGCAGGAGCCAGUGGGGCCACCAGAGCAACGAGUAGUGGCGGAGUGCGCAGUCGAAGACCUGAAGUCGGCAGCAGUAGAGGUAGAGAUCAUGAACGCAGAGCCACUUUGCCCAUCGCGAGCGGUGGAGCCGGUGGUGAGCCAGGAAAGGAUCUUACCGCGCCUCAAACCCAAGUGGAACAUGAACCAAGCCCGCGCAGCACAAAGCUCUCCUCUUCUUCAGGCAGCCUCGGUCUUGGAAUGGGCGUGGGCCUUGGCAACAUUAUCACAACGCCAGGAGAUUAUCCGAGGAAAACCAAGGGACCCAUUUGCCUCACCGCCGUUGAAACAGGAACUAGUAAUUCAGCGGCAGAGGGAAAGCCCGCAGGAUCGGGAACAGUUGCUGGAACUGGAGGAGGUGGAGUUAUCAGGAAGCCGCGCAUUGAGAUCUUCAAAAAGGUUAUAAUUGUGGAUGACACUGGGAUUUACGAUUGCCUGGACAUCAUAGAUGCUGUUGUGUGGCCAACUGAACGAAUGCGCAACAAUGGUGGCAGGCUGUCCUGGAAGGACUGGGAGCCGAGUGCCGGUAUGGUGGGCCAUGUCGUCCACUGCUGGACGCCCAACCAUAAGGACAUUCGCUUUCGUUCACAUGUCAACCGCUAUGUUUACCUCGUGGAGAUCGGUGACCACUAUGUGCCAGUAGAGGAGCUGGGUCUAAGGGAAUACAAUCAGAUCAUGGGCAGCACCGAGGAGAUGGCCAAUUCGCGACGAAGCUCCAUUCAGCGCGAUUUCCACGAGUACAACAUUCCGGUAAAGCUGGCUGGCCUUGCUCCAAUUAUAGGAGGCGGCGAGUCCUCCACGGCAACUACCAGCGAUGCCUCUAAAUCACACAAGGCGAUGAUCCGAGCGGUAAGCAGCAGCAGUUCCGAGGACGAGGAUACGUCGUCCACGCGCUCCAUUCCAUUACCACAGGGCGAACAUGGCGACUUGACGAACUUCACCAGGCUGGUGAGCAUGUGGAAGGAAAUCAUUUUGGACAAUAACAAGAGAAGACUCUACGAUAUGGGUGAGUUGUCCCCAGAGCUGCUUCAAAAACUGGAUGAUGCCGUUCAGCAGCAGCAACAGGAAGAUGCGCCGGCUGAGAAGACGAAGGAAAUGGACACAGCCACAGUCACUGCCAACGAAGGUGAAGAGGGGGCAAGAGAAAUGGAAAUUGAGCCAGAGCAGGAAGAGAAAGCAGUAGUGUUUCUCGAGGAGCAAGCGCCGCUGGAAGAGGUGACCGUUUCGAAGCCCGAGGAACAGCCUGCUCCGCCAACGCCUCCGUCUAGUCCCGUCCCUGCUGAGACCAGCUCCACUUCCAGUGCCAAAUCCCCAAGUUCCCCUUCAUUUUGCCAGGAAGAGGACGCAGUGAAUCCAGAGGAGACGCCCGAAUUGAUCUCCGAGGAGUCCCCAAGCGAUGAGAAUGGCGAAAGCGAGACGCGGACAACGGUCUAACAGGAUCACAUAUAUUUGCAUUUGUUUGCCAAGCAAACACCCUAAGGGCAGGGACUGACAUUCAGGCGGACAUGGACACAACCUUGUAAUACAUAUCAGCAAAGAGCAGAAAUAUGGAGAUUGAAUUGGCAGAGAGGAGACAACCUUGCCCCGGGCUUCCGCAUUGUACGCCUUUUCCAUGGGUGUGGCCCAUAUCCGAGCACCGUUCCUGGCCAGAAAAACAAACAAACAACAACAAAUGAGAACACUUCCAAGAAAUCAAAGUAAUGUUUAUAAAACGACUGCGUUUAGUGUAUGCAUAGGAAUUAGGAGCAAACUACAAUAAUUCAGACAAAAACAAACAAAAAACACACGAAUUCAAUUUUUAGUAUUAAUACAAAGUUAUAGGUUAUACUCGGUAUAUAGGAAAAAGAGCGCAAAUCGAGAGCAGGAUAU
This is a messenger RNA of Drosophila erecta, 11230 nucleotides long. RefSeq names its product protein pecanex (gene pcx). The transcript is spliced from 10 exons. NCBI's taxonomy places the organism in Eukaryota, Metazoa, Arthropoda, Insecta, Diptera, Drosophilidae. Gene Ontology annotation, cellular component: membrane; endoplasmic reticulum. Gene Ontology annotation, biological process: endoplasmic reticulum organization. Bases 545 to 10795 code for a protein of 3416 amino acids. The record is from RefSeq and is a predicted model, not a curated record.